Messenger RNA from Clunio marinus, 399 nucleotides. The record is from the annotation of a GenBank genome assembly. NCBI's taxonomy places the organism in Eukaryota, Metazoa, Arthropoda, Insecta, Diptera, Chironomidae.
AUGACUUUCACUCAAUUAGAGGACAUGGAAAAGUUAUUAAUUACAAUUGUAAUUAUACAAAAUUCUAAAGACAUGAAAGAUUUUAAUCGCGAACUCUUAAGAAUUAAUGCAGAUACAUGUAAACUAUUCCAAGGCACGUUCAAAAAUUAUAUUGUACGCAACAUUUUCAGAGAUAUUAGAGAAGUUUCCAACGUAAAAUUUUCAUGUCCUCAACCAAAAGGUUCAUUCUACAUCAGUGAACUUAUAUUGCCUGGUUCUAUACCGUUUAUCGAUAAAUUUCUAAAGUACGCUUUAGAAGGAGAAUUUGAAUUAACUUUGCAGUUUCGAGCAAAACCAUUCAAAAAGAAAUUGACUGACGGUGUUUCCGUGAAACUUUAUGGAAUUUAUACAUUUGAAUGA